AUGGCUUUGGGCGAGAUGGAUGGAGCGGCGUCGGAGCCGGAGGAAGGCGGGAGCCAGGAGCCAGGUGUCAUCUCCGCCAGAAAUAUCCUGGAGAGCUUCACAGAGAGUCAGGAGGUCGGGGGGCUCAUCGGUAACCUGAAGGGAGUCUUUGGGGAUCUGGUGACUCGAGAAAUGACGGUGGAAAAAUUCAUAGGUAUAAUGGACAAGUACCAGGAGCAACCUCACUUGUUGGAUCGCCACUUAGAGUGGAUGAUGAAUUCAUUGUUGGCUAUAGUACGGGACAAUGGAUCUCCUCCCCCACUAGUUCAUCUGGCUUUUAAAUUUCUUUACAUCAUCACAAAGGUGAGAGGGUACAAACGUUUCCUCCCACUGUUUCCUCAUGAAGUAGGUGAUCUACAGCCUGUUUUGGAUAUGCUUGUAGACCAGAAUCCAAAAGAUUCAGAGACUUGGGAAACUCGUUAUAUGCUUUUAUUAUGGCUCUCCAUGAUAUGCUUGAUUCCUUUUGAUCUGGCCCGUUUUGAUGGAAAUAUUACUUCUGCGGAAGGGCAUGCUCGUGUGCCAACAAUGGAUCGCAUACUUAAAAUAGCAAAAUGUUACUUGGUUGUCAGUGAUAAGGCUCGAGAUGCAGCUGCUGUACUGGUUUCAAAAUUUAUUGUCCGCCCUGAUGUCAGGCAAAAAAGGAUGCCAGACUUCCUGGACUGGACUCUUUCCAUGUUAUCUAAAUCCUCCUUCCAGACAAUGGAGGGGACUGUUGUUAUGAAUGGCAUGCUCCAGGCCCUGGCACAGUUAUUUAAACAUGGCAAAAGAGAAGAUUGUUUACCGUAUGCUGCUACUGUACUUGAGUGUCUUGAUAAUUGCAAGCUGUCAGAAAGUAAUCAGAUGGUUCUUCGCAAGCUAGGGAUGAAACUUGUUCAACGACUUGGACUGACAUUUGUGAAACCGAAGGUAGCAAAAUGGAGAUACCAGCGUGGCUGUCGAUCUCUGGCUGCCAAUCUGCAAGCUCAGAGUUCAGCUGUGCAGAAUCAAAUGAUAACAGUUGCUGCUAAUGAAGCUGAUGAAGAAGAGGAAUAUGAUAUUCCAGGAGAGAUUGAAAAUGUUGUAGAGCAACUGUUGGUUGGACUGAAAGACAAAGACACUAUUGUCAGGUGGUCUGCAGCAAAAGGAAUUGGUAGAAUAACUGGAAGACUUCCAAAAGAAUUAGCAGAUGAUGUGAUUGGGUCUCUACUGGACUGUUUUAGUUUCCAGGAAACAGACAAUGCAUGGCAUGGUGGAUGCCUGGCUCUGGCUGAAUUAGGCAGAAGAGGAUUGUUACUCCCUUCCCGAAUUUCAGAUGUUGUUCCUGUCAUUUUGAAAGCGCUGACAUAUGACGAGAAGAGGGGGGCAUGCAGCGUGGGUUCCAACGUGAGAGAUGCAGCAUGCUAUGUUUGCUGGGCCUUUGCUCGUGCUUACGAUCCUGCAGAACUGAUACCAUUUAUUAGUCAGAUUUCAAGUGCAUUGGUUAUUGCUGCAGUAUUUGAUCGCGAUGUUAAUUGCAGAAGAGCUGCUUCUGCUGCCUUCCAGGAGAAUGUUGGGAGACAGGGCACUUUUCCACAUGGCAUAGACAUUCUAACUGCAGCUGAUUAUUUUGCUGUUGGUAACAGAGUUAACUGUUACCUGACUAUAAGUGUGUAUAUUGCUGGCUUUCCUGAAUAUACACAGCCAAUGAUUGAUCAUUUAGUUAACAUGAAGAUUAAUCACUGGGAUAGUGUUAUUCGAGAACUUUCAACCAAAGCUCUGCAUAACCUUACUCAACGGGCUCCUGAGUACAUGGCAAAUGUGGUUUUCCCAAGACUUCUACCUUUAUCAGUGGGCACAGAUCUGCACACACGUCAUGGGGCAAUUCUUGCCUGUGCUGAGAUCACCCAUGCACUGUGUAAACUAGCAGAAGAGAAUAAUAGAUCUAUAACAUAUUAUUUCAAUGAAAAAUCAUUGGAGGGACUUAAGCAAAUCCAUCAAGAGCUUUGCAGUCGUCAAUUGUACAGGGGUUUAGGUGGAGAACUGAUGAGACCAGCAGUCUGCACUUUAAUUGAAAAGUUGUCUCUAUCAAAAAUGCCAUUUAGAGGAGAUCCAAUAAUCGGUGGCUGGCAGUGGUUAAUAAAUGACAGUCUCAGAAGUCUCCCUCUUGUUUCAAGCGCUGCACGACAGCAUAUAAAGGAGUCUGCAGUCUCUGCACUGGCUGCGCUGUGUAAUGAAUAUUACAUCAAUGAAAAUGGAGAAGCUGAUCCAGCUCUACAGGAUGAGCUGGUGACACAGUAUGUUUCAGAACUACAAAACACAGAGGAAAUGAUUCGUUGCGGCUUUUCACGAGCACUUGGGGCCCUUCCAAGAUUUCUGCUAAAGGGCAGGCUCCAACAGGUUUUGGAAGGUUUGAAAAAAGUUACCUUAAUUUCCCCUGCAGAUGUGAGCUUUGCAGAAGCGAGAAGAGAUGCCCUGAUAGCAAUUGCAAAGGUUUGCCAGACAAUAGGUGUAAAUGGAGAAGGAACUCAGGAAGAAUAUGUCUGCAAAGAUAACGUUACUCAGAUCUAUGCUACACUACUUAGUGGUAUGACAGACUACACCACAGACAGCCGAGGAGAUGUUGGAGGAUGGGUACGCGAAGCUGCUAUGACGAGUUUAAUGGAAGUGACGCUUCUGCUGGUUCAGAAUGAAGCAGAGUUAAUUAAUGCCAACAUCUGCAAACAGAUUAUGUGCUGGCUGGCUCAACAGUCAGCUGAAAAAAUAGAUAAAUUUCGAGCGCAUGCAGGAUCUGUGUUCCUUACUCUUUUACAUUUUGACCAUCCUCCAGUUCCACACAUACCUCAUCGAGAAGAGCUAGAGAGGAUAUUUCCAAGGUCAGAGAAAGAGACUCUAAACUGGAAUGCCGCUUCAGAAGCUUUCCCUCGAAUCACCCAGCUUUUGGGUUUGCCAACAUACCAAUACUAUGUGCUUUUGGGUCUCUCAGUGUCUGUUGGUGGAUUAACAGAGACAACGGGUGUCUGUACCCCUCCUGACAAUGCUGGAUCAAAUGCUGGCAAACGGCUGUUUUGA
Messenger RNA from Haliaeetus leucocephalus (bald eagle), 3066 nucleotides. It is a transcript of the gene TBCD, whose product is annotated as tubulin folding cofactor D. The record is from RefSeq and is a predicted model, not a curated record. Gene Ontology annotation, cellular component: lateral plasma membrane. Gene Ontology annotation, biological process: post-chaperonin tubulin folding pathway; adherens junction assembly; microtubule cytoskeleton organization. Lineage: Eukaryota; Metazoa; Chordata; Aves; Accipitriformes; Accipitridae. Bases 1 to 3066 code for a protein of 1021 amino acids. The transcript has 33 exons. Gene Ontology annotation, molecular function: beta-tubulin binding; GTPase activator activity.